This is a messenger RNA of Staurois parvus, 843 nucleotides long. The record is from the annotation of a GenBank genome assembly. NCBI's taxonomy places the organism in Eukaryota, Metazoa, Chordata, Amphibia, Anura, Ranidae.
AUGAGGAACCUGGCAAAGCAGGAUGAUCUUCUAAAAGCUACUGAAGGCUUGGUGGGGAAAACCCUGGAGAUAAAACAGCUUGAUGUGUGUAGUGAAGAAUCCAUCAAGAACUGUGUCAACAGCAUUCCUGAUCGCAGAGUUGACAUUCUAGUUAGUAAUGCAGGCAUGGGACUUAUUGGCCCUAUUGAAUGUCAAACCAUUGAAGAAAUGAAAACUGUAAUGGACACAAACUUCUUUGGACUGGUCAGACUACUGAAAGAAAUAUUACCGGACAUGAAGAAGAAGAAGAGUGGACACAUCGUAAUAAUAAGCAGCGUGAUGGGAAUACAAGGUAUUCUGUUUAAUGAUGUGUAUGCUGCCUCCAAGUUUGCUGUUGAAGGCUUCUGUGAAAGUCUCGCAAUACAGGCACUAAAAUUCAAAUUGCAGCUGAGCCUAAUUGAACCUGGCCCGGUCAUCACAGAAUUUGAAAGGAAAGUCUACGAAGACGGAAUGAAAAUGGAUCUUUCUGGAGCAGAUAAGGAAACUGCAGAGAUGUUUACCAAUGUUUAUCUUAAAAAUUAUAAGUCAAUCUUCCAGAGCCUGGGCCAGACAGCUGAAGAUGUAGCAGAGCACACAAUGAAGAUUAUUCUCUCAGAUAAUCCACCUUUCCGUCACCAGACAAACACCCUCUACACCCCAAUGACAACGCUAAAAUAUGCUGAUCCAAAUGGUGACUUACCCAUCGAUACCUUCUACAAGAUGGUCUUUCAUCAUGACAAAAUUUUCAAUGCAAGCCUUAAUUUCAUCAAAUUACUGAGAUGGAGAAGUAAAAAGAGUUUUGACCUUGGGAAGAAUCAGUCAUAA